Messenger RNA from Cadophora gregata, 665 nucleotides. RefSeq lists its product as uncharacterized. The transcript has a single exon. The record is from RefSeq and is a predicted model, not a curated record. NCBI's taxonomy places the organism in Eukaryota, Fungi, Ascomycota, Leotiomycetes, Helotiales, Ploettnerulaceae. The coding region runs from base 152 to 514 and encodes 120 amino acids.
CUUGAGGGGCUUGUGCUUUCAGGGCAUUGUUACUUGAAGUUUUCUAGAGGAAUUGAUUGUGACUUCACUCGCCCCAGUCAACACAGCGGAGAUCACAGUACAUCAACCCCAAAUCUCAGAGAGUCGGGGGACAUUGCUCAAAGCAAUUUGCAUGUACCGAUUUGCAAAAGCCCCCUUCUUAGCACUUCAUCUUAACCCCAUGGCACCCGACUCUGCGGCACUCAAAUCCAAAUUGAAAAAUAACUCGACAUCUUCAACUCCUCAAAACUCGCAACGCGCCAAAUCCCCAUCCCCAUCCCCCAAUCUCAAAUCUUAUGCUAUCUUAGCUCGCCACCGUCCAGCUACCAAUAGCAUAACAUUCUAUUUCAAGGACCUGUCCUACUGUCCAAAGUUCCAAAGCCAAUUCCACCCCGUCCACCUCUGUAAACGUAAACUCAAUCCAAUAAUCCCUACCCUUACCUCCCUACCCAAUAAACUUCCCACUAAAACCCACUGUCAAUGCUCCAGUGCUUAACCCAAAUACUACUUAGUGUCUGCCCAGGGCUGAUUUAGAGUCUCGCGCUGGAGCUUGAUGCGGCACAGUUCAGUGCCUGACCCGGGCACUAGUGGCGUGGUGCGGGGGAUUGGAUCGUUGAGCUGGGUUGUAGUGGUGCUGGUGCUGGUGG